Molecule: messenger RNA, 3632 nt
Organism: Neopsephotus bourkii (Bourke's parrot)
Lineage: Eukaryota; Metazoa; Chordata; Aves; Psittaciformes; Psittacidae
Gene: SLC26A1
Product: solute carrier family 26 member 1
Exons: 5
Coding region: 571-2712 (713 amino acids)
Biological process (GO): transmembrane transport
Cellular component (GO): membrane
Molecular function (GO): oxalate transmembrane transporter activity; secondary active sulfate transmembrane transporter activity; chloride transmembrane transporter activity
Source: RefSeq, a predicted model, not a curated record
UACUAGCCUGAAAUCAGCACAAUUUUUGGAUCAGCGUUAGUUAAUUAAUAAUCUUACACAUUAUUUAAACUCAAAUCCUUAGUGAGUGCUGCAUAUAUAUCCAAGUUUUCAGAGCAGUAAAAAUGAUAACACACUACUGAGCUCAAGAUCCCGUAACUCCCUAUUAUUCCCUUGAGGAAUAUUUAGCUAAUAAUUAUCCUUUAUGUAAAUAGUGCAAUGCCUAACUGAAGACUUUCAUUCAUUCCAACGUUCAAAAACAGAGCUGAACAUUCCUGUCAAAAAGCUAUCCAGGUCAGUGAGUCUUCCUUAUCUCUCAGUGCUUACACAUGAGAAUCCACUCUUGGAAGUCUCUUCUUUCUUUCCACUGCAAACCAGAAGACACAAUUUGCCACUUGGCAUAAUCCUUUUGACAUUUUCCACCUUCCUGCUCCUACUUUUAUUUUUAAACUGUUUAAGGAAACUCUGCUUUACAGGUUCUACCAGCAAUUUUUUUCUCCUUUGCAUUGAGGACACCUGCAGUGACAAAUUACUAUAUCACACGAACACAUACAUGAAGUAAACACUGGGACAAUGGAAAGACCACUUGAGGCUACCAGGAUGGAAAAAUCCACUUCCGCCUGUGUUCUCAUGGAAAGAAAGACUCAUGUCAAGAUUAACAGGAAACAAGUCAUGCUAGCUAAACUGAGGAAGAGCUGCUCCUGGACUCCACAGAAACUGAAGAACUUUCUCAUGGACUUCCUUCCUGUUUUACGAUGGCUUCCCAAAUACAAGUGCAAGGAGUACAUUUGGGGGGACGUUAUGUCUGGCUUAGUGAUUGGCAUCAUUUUGGUGCCCCAAGCAAUUGCAUACUCGCUGCUGGCAGGUCUGAAGCCCAUUUAUAGUCUGUACACAUCAUUCUUUGCCAACAUCAUCUAUUUCUUAAUGGGCACAUCCCGUCAUGUCUCAGUUGGCAUUUUCAGCUUGAUAAGCUUAAUGGUAGGACAAGUUGUGGACCGAGAACUUCUCUUGGCUGGGUUUGACUUGAAUGACGAUGCCUCAUCACCCUUGGGGGAUGGCUCUCUACAGAAUGACACCCAGGCCAACACAACUGCCUUCAACCUCACAAUUGCAGGGAUGAAUGCUGAAUGUGGGAAAGAAUGCUAUGCUAUUGGCAUCGCUACAGCCUUGACAUUUGUAGCUGGAGUGUAUCAGGUUUUAAUGGGAAUCUUUCGUCUGGGUUUCAUAUCUAUGUACCUAUCUGAGGCUGUUCUAGAUGGCUUUGCAACUGGUGCUUCCUUAACCAUUUUAACAGCUCAAGUGAAGUAUCUGAUUGGAAUAAAAAUCCCACGUAGCCAAGGGCAUGGGAUGCUUGUUAUUACCUGGAUUAAUGUUUUCCGGAACAUUUCUCAGGCUAAUAUUUGUGAUGUCAUCACAAGUGCUAUUUGUAUCCUGGUGCUGGUUACUGCUAAGGAACUGGGAGAUCGGUAUAAGCAUAAGCUGAAAUUUCCUCUUCCCACAGAGCUAGUAGUUAUUGUUGUGGCAACACUGGUGUCACACUAUGGGAAGUUAAAUGAAGUGUAUGCAUCCAGUGUUUCUGGAGCUAUUCCUACUGGAUUUAUUCCUCCCAAGGUACCACCUUUCAACUUAAUGCUCAGAGUCGCUGUAGAUGCUUUGCCUCUUGCCAUAGUCAGCUUCGUCUUCACUGUAUCCCUUUCUGAAAUGUGCGCAAAGAAAUAUGCUUACUCUAUCAAAGCCAAUCAGGAAAUGUUUGCCGUGGGGUUCUGCAACAUCAUUCCUUCUUUCUUCCACUCUUUUGCAACCAGUGCAGCUCUGGCGAAAACACUUGUCAAAACAUCUACAGGCUGCCAGACUCAAGUCUCUGGAGUAAUUAGUGCAAUGGUGGUUUUGCUGGUGCUGCUCUUCUUGGCACCUCUCUUCUACUCCUUGCAGAAGUGUGUCCUGGCUUGUAUCAUCAUUGUCAGCCUCCGAGGAGCCCUGAGGAAGUUCCGAGACGUGCCAUCCCGGUACCAUAUGAAUAAGGUGGACACAUUUGUUUGGAUUGUUACCAUGUCUGCCUCUGCCUUGAUCAGCACAGAAAUAGGGCUGUUGGUUGGCAUUGUUUUCUCCCUGUUAUGCAUCAUUGUUCGGACACAGAGGCCACGAACAGCCCUGCUUGGUCAGAUCCAAGACACCAACUUUUAUGAGGAUGAUUUAGAAUAUGAAAAUCUCUCUUCUGUUCCAAAGAUCAAAAUAUUCCGUUUUGAGGCCCCACUUUACUAUGCAAAUAAAGACUACUUCCUCAAGUCUCUGUACAGAUUGACUAACUUGGAUCCUAACCUCGAAGUUGCUAGAAGGAAGAAAUAUGAGAAGAAGGAAAAGCAGCAUCUGAAAAAGGGAGAUCACACAACUCCUAAUGGACUGGGCACUGGAGAAACCACUCUGCAACUGGUUCCUAAGCAAACUGACUUCCAAGCCCUUGUUGUAGAUUGCUCAUCCAUCUUGUUUUUGGACACCACUGGAGUUAAUACUCUAAAGGAAAUCCUGAAAGACUACAAGGUCUUAAACAUUUCUGUUCUCCUGGCUUGCUGCAAUCCCUCAGUGAUAGACUCUCUGAAAAGAGGAGGUUACUUUGGGAAAGAUUUUGGCAGCAUGCAGGAAAUGCUGUUCUACAGUAUACAUAAUGCUGUACAGUUUGCAAAAGAUCAAAAGCUUCCAGAAGAUUGCUCAGUUUAAUCCUGUGUCUUCCCUAACGACUCACUACAAAAGUGACAGAGAGGGGCAGUUUGCAAUGAUUAAAUUACCAGACACACUGUUCACUGUGUACAGCAAUGGGUGUACAAGCCACUCUGUUCUGAAGAGGUCUGCUGUUUGUCAGAUGCUACACAGAACAGCCACUGGGGAUGCAGUGGAGGACCAAGAUGGAACAGGUUGGAUUGUCUUAUCUGCACCUUCACUUUAAAAUGCAGGUGGUGUGCAAUACGGCAGUUUGGGAUUGACUGCCCCCUUGUGCCAUGAAUGCGUGUGACUCAGCAUAUACAUCAGGAGACUGCCACACUGGAAGGUCUGCCCAGUGCCAGCUGACAACGUUUCGAUGGCUGGUGUGUUUUAGGAGGGCUAAACCAUUUCCAUGAAAAUGCAAUUAAUUCAGCAUCUUGGACCUAACAAUUUAAAUUCCAUCUUGCAAGGUCUUGCCCCUUCCAGCAUUCUAGGUGUGCUCCUGAACAACUCCCACUGUUUAAGUACAAAUAAAAUGCAUAAAAUAUUGUGGACUGUAGCAUGUCUCGCCACCUUGAUUACAUAGGCUUAUACAACCAGCCAAAAGAAGAAACCAUGAUCCAUCACUGGUUUCUCUCAAAACCAUCAUUUCCAAAAAAUUGCUGCUGGAGUCACUUGUGCUAUUGGCUUCCAUUUGUGGUAAUUAGUUACUAAAGGUUGUGAAACCCCUAAUGAUGCUGGAAGAACCAUGACUUUGCUGCACAAUUUUGUAACUUUUUUUAACUAGUAAGGGGAUAAAGAGAAAAAUUAAUGGUUUUACCUGGCAGUCACACAGUUACCCACACCGUUGUACCAUCCCGCAAAAAUAAGUUGCCUUUGGUGGGCACAUGCAACUCCAGGGACAAAUGAGGACUAUCAAACAUAAAAUCUUAGAAUUG